AUGAAUUAUACUAUCAAAAUAGGCGUGGCUUCUGUUCUUCCCACUUGGGCUAUAGCAAACCACAAGCCAGCUUCUGUUGUCACUGUUGACAGUGACAGUUUGGGGAAGUUGAUCAGUGUACUUCAGUUACCAUCUGUGCUUUCAGCCUCUGGUGCUCACCCCUUCUGCUCUGUUUUAAAAACUCUUCACUGGACUGACAUCUUGUAUAGCAGAAAAAUAAAGAAAGGAAACAUGAAUCCCACAAUCCCAAAUCUAAUAUGGCUACUUCUUCUGGCUUAUGGUACUUCAGAAAUUCUCGCUGAGACCAAGUAUCCUAGAACCCUGCCAUGUGAUGUCAGCGUGAAUAACUCCUCCGUCAUUUUUGACUGCAGUGCCCGUCAACUGAGAAGUGUGCCUCCUGCAAUGCAUGGUAAUGUAACAGAAUUAAAGCUCUCAGACAACCUUAUAAAGGAGGUAUUUAAAGAAUCUUUUCAGGGCCUGAAUAAUCUUAUGAAAAUAGAUCUAAACAGAAAUCACUACUCUAAGGUAGAGGAAGAGGCUCGUGAUUUGUGUAAAAAAGGAAUGGUAAUUGAAGAUGGAGCUUUUGCUAACUUAACAAAGCUAAGGGAAUUACUAGCUGAUGAAAAUCACCUAUGUAAAAUACCAGUUGGGAUGCCAUUGUCCUUAACCUCACUGAGUUUGAGAUAUAACAACAUACGUUCUGUCUGUCGGCAAAAUUUUUCAGAACUCACACAACUGAAAGAACUCUAUAUGGAUGGGAAUUGUUAUUAUGGCAAUCCCUGUGAAAAAGCUUUCCUUGCAGACAAUGGGGCUUUCUCGGACCUCACUAUUUUGACAGUCCUGUCACUUGCCUUCAACAACCUGACCCGAGUUCCAAGCAAACUGCCUUCAUCUCUAAGGAAACUUUACCUCAGCAGCAACAAGAUCAAAACCAUCAACCAAGAUGAUUUUAAUGAACUGUCUAAUAUAGAAGUCCUUGACUUAAGUGGGAACUGUCCAAGGUGCUACAAUGCCCCCUACCCAUGUGAACCUUGCAUUGGGGACUCCGCCAUUCAAAUACAUCCUCUUGCUUUCCAGCAUCUGAAAAAUUUACAGAAUUUAAACCUCUCCAGCACCUCUCUCAUUAACUUACCGGCCAGCUGGUUUUAUAACACAACACAGUUAAAGGUGCUGCAUCUUGAAUUUAACUACUUAAUAAAGGAAAUAGCCUCUGGAGAGUUUUUACUCCAGCUGCCUUAUUUGGAGGUGCUUGAUUUAUCUUUUAACUAUGCAAGGAAAUCAUACCCGAGGUAUAUAAAUAUUUCAGACAAGUUCUCCAACCUGGUCUCUCUCCAGCAACUGCACUUAAGAGGUUACGUGUUCAAGGAACUUAAGAGCAAACACCUUCGGCCCCUCAUAAAUCUUACCAAACUACACAUCCUCAAUUUAGGAGUCAACUUUAUCAAGCAAAUUGAUCUCAGUGUGUUUCAGCUCUUUGCUAAUCUGACUACAAUUUCUUUGUCUGACAACAGGAUAUCACCUAUACUAGAGAGCAGCAAUAACAGUGUUACUAGAGGAGAAUCAGUCCAAAAUCAUGUAAUUCAAAGUCGUUCAACAGAUACUGAUCUUGAGCCAUCAGUAAAUAGUAUGGUACCAGCAGAACGCAAAGACAGUAGCAGUGUGUAUAAUCCCAUUUUUCCUUUAAUCAAACCCCAAUGCAGCAUGUAUGGUAAAUCAUUAGAUCUAAGCUUAAACAGUAUUUUCUUCAUUGACCAACAGCAAUUUAAAGGUUUCCAUGAUAUAGCAUGUUUGAAUUUGUCCUCAAAUGGCAUUGGACAAGCUUUGAAUGGCACUGAAUUUAUCUUUCUACCUAAUCUCAAAUAUUUAGAUCUGUCUUUUAAUAAACUUGAUUUGGCUUAUCAAUAUGCAUUUUAUGAACUGCCUAGGCUAGAGGUACUGGACCUCAGCUACAACGUACACUAUUUUAUUGUGUCAGGGAUAACACACAGAUUGGGAUUUACUGAAAAUCUUCCGUAUCUAAAAGUUUUAAACUUAAGUUACAAUGAAAUUUUUACACUCACAGAGCCUAAUCUAACUAGCAGCUCCCUGAAAGAGUUAGUGUUCAAAGGAAACCGCCUUGAUAUUUUAUGGAAAAAUGGAGAUAACAGAUACAUAAAUAUUUUUAAAAGACUCUGCAAUCUGACUCAUCUUGACAUAUCCUACAACAGACUUCAUAAAAUUCCUACCAACGCAUUCCGUGGCCUGCCACAAAGUCUAAUUGAGCUACACCUAACCAACAAUGAAUUAACGUACUUUGAAUGGACUGCCUUGCAACAAUUUCAGAACCUCACAUUACUGGACCUGAGCUCAAAUGCUCUGUCUUUUGUAACUGAUAACCUUGCCAACUGCACAGCUUCCCUUCAGAGACUAGUGCUUCGACAAAACAAGAUUUCUCAGCUUGCUGAUGGAUUUUUUAAUAAAGCCAGCAGCCUCCUGCACCUUGAUUUAAGUUACAAUGAGCUGCCUUCCAUAAACCAGUCAAUACCUCAGUAUGAUAACUUAAUUUAUUUAGAGCUUUUGGACUUAAAAGGAAACCCUUUCGAAUGCACCUGUGCAACUGUUGAUUUCAAAAACUGGAUAAAUCAUUAUGUUAAUAUUAGUAUCCCACGACUGGCAACAGAUGUCAUUUGUGCAACACCUGGAGAUCAAAAAGGGAAGAGCAUCAUAAGUUUAGACAUAUAUGCCUGUACUUUGGAUAAGGUUGCAGCAAUAUGCUUUUGUUUGUCAUUCUUCAUUAUUCUGACCAUUAUGACAACAGCUAUCACAAAACAUUUAUUUUAUUGGGAUGCCUGGUAUAUUUACUAUUUUUGUACGGCAAAACUAAAAGGAUAUAAAUCUCUUGGCAUGACCAAAGCUCUCUAUGAUGCUUACAUAGCCUAUGAUACUCAGGAUGCAACAGUAACUGACUGGGUAAUAAAUGAGCUACGAUUUCAUCUAGAGGAAAGUGAAGACAAGCAAGUUCUGCUUUGUUUGGAGGAAAGGGACUGGGAGCCGGGAAAGGCUGUCAUUGACAACCUUGCACAGAGCAUCCAUCACAGCAGAAAGACCAUCUUUGUUCUAACCGAAAGAUAUGUGAAAAAUGGGAACUUUAAAACUGCUUUUUAUAUCGCUCUGCAGAGACUAAUGGAUGAGAAUACGGAUGUGAUUGUGUUCAUUCUACUGGAGCCGGUGCUACAGCAUUCCCAGUACCUGAGGCUGAGGAGGAGGAUCUGCAAGAGCUCUGUUCUUGACUGGCCUAAGAAUCCACACGCUGAAGGCCUUUUCUGGCAAAAUCUAAAAAGUGUAGUGCUAACAGAAAAUUAUAAAAGAUAUAAUACAUUAUACACAGAUUCCAUUAAAUGACGGUAAAGAGAGAAGACUCUCUUCUUCCUUGUAGCACAUAUCUUUGUAUUGAGACAUUAUCAGUUUUGAGUACAUAAUUAGAAUCUAGUUAAAACAGCCUCAUUGGAAGUGUUGAUUCUCUACUAAAGUGUUUGAGGAAGUAUGAAGGAAGCGAACAGUACAGUACUUUGGCCUGAAUUAAUGUCAGUUAUGCUACUACAGGCAAGUGGAAGAUGAUAUACACAGAUACUGUGCUGUACUGAUGAUUUGUGUAAACUGUUUCUCAAUACUUGUCAGUUAUCACCACUAAUUACACACGUAAUUAGCCAUUAUGAAUUGUAUGUUUAACAUCAUGGAACUUCCAAAACUAUCUAACUUGCUAGUGAGAAUUAAGAACAGUCUUACCUUUGGCUACCUUUUAAUGAAACCGUUUUUAUACUUCAGUCCAAUGAUACUUACUAACAAUAGUUGCGGCUUAACAGGGACACUUGCAAGUGGUCUAAUGGUGCUUCGUUGUGUGUUUUAGUCUUGUGUUGAUCUGGAAUGUUUGCUUCUUUAAAAUCAGCUUUUGGUUUCUUCACACCUGUUAUACACAUAGAAAGUGUACACACUGUGACCUCACUGCCUGACUCUGGUUGUUGACCAUCAAUUACCCAUGCUUGGAUCCAAUGUCAGAUGUCUUAUAGCUGCCCUUGCUACUGGCAUGGGGCAGUAAAUUCCAAACUACACUGGUCUGUCUAAUAAUGGGGUCGGCUCUGUAGCUUUGUGGACUGCAUGAUCACUCUUAGAAUUGGGUCUUCUCUUACAUCAGCAUUCCUCUUAAUGGGUGCAAAUGGCUAUCUACCAUAGGGAAUAAAAAUAAAAAUUUCUACUCUAUUAGUGGAAAUCAUGCUAAUAAACUGAUUCACUGAUAGACCUAUUAAUAUAGGCUGAUAUUUUCAAGUAUGCCCAAAGGUGUUUCUUGCCCAAAUCCCAUUAGAACAGGGGUUCUCAAACUGGGGGUCAGGACCCCUCGGGGGGUCGUGAGCUGUCAACCUUCACCCCAAGCCCCGCUUUGCCUCCAGCAUUUAUAAUGGUGUUAAAUAUAUUUAAAAGUGUUUUUAAUUUGUAAGGGAGGUCACACUCAGAGGCUUGACAUGUGAAAGAGGUCACCAGUGAAAAAGUUUGAGAGCCACUGCAUUACAACUCAAUAAGACUGGGGUGCCUAACUCCCAGAGGCCCCAAUGAAGAUCUAAACCAAACUGUCUUAUCAGGAGGAAUGACAUGAAGGUUAGAUGACAACAAAAUCAACAAAGUUUGUACAAGUCAUCAGCUAGUGAUACUUAAAUGGGAGAAUCCAACUUACUGAAUGUAAAACAGAACACAAUGGAACAAUACUUUUCUCAGUUAUACCUGAGCAGCUCCACUCUAGUCAGUGAUUUUGGACGUGGUAAUUUGAUCCUUUAACAGAAAUGAAUAAAUGGACCAAUAAAGCUUAUAAGGGCUUUUCUAUUAUCUUCUUCCUUAUGUUGGAUCAUAUUAAGGAAGUUCUGUAUUAAAAUCACAAAUGAGUUUGAUUCCCCAUAGUUUAAAUUCCAGGGUAUUACUAAUUAAGAGGUCUCUUGGUUUUUGGUACUGUUUCUCUCCCUCUCUGUGUGAAACUUGCAAGCUGCUAAUUGUGUUAGUACAUCCUAAGACAGAGUCUGUUCUCAAAGCAAUACUUUGUAACAACAGAAGCAGCACCCAGAGACUCCCCGCCCUUUUGUUGUAUUUAUCUCGCUUUGUUAACAAUUGUGAUUAAAAUAGAGAUAGAGGAUGUAUGUGGAUGGAUGCUUGGUGUGGAUAAUAACUGAAUGAUCAGGGAGGUGCCAGCCUAAGAAUCCAGUGUCCAUGGGUCGAAGAAGGUGUCAAAUGGAAACAACCAGAGGACCCCUGGAGGGUAGACUGGAAUCCACCCAAUAGCCUCAAGGAUGGGAGAACCGAAGAACAACACGGAGCCGUCAGGAAUGUGCCAUCUGCUGAUUGAUUCAGCAACAGCAUGAUGAAGCAAUUCCCAUAGACUGGCAUAGGAAGAAAUUCCUAUAAAAAUGGACUCUAGAAAGUGAGAACUUUGGGGUCUGAUUCUGCAAACCAACUUCCAGGAGCAUUAGAUGUGCAUCUGACAAGGCCCUGCUCCCUCCCAUGUCCAGGCCACCUGGCCAGUGGCUUGGCAUGAGCAACUCUAAGGCUGGUAACGAUGAUAACAACCUUGCAGAACUUGUGUAUGUAUGAAUGAAUGUGUGAAUAAAUAUGAAAUUGAAUGGAAUGUUAAAGCUAUAACUAACUGCUUGCUAUGAUUCUUUCUGUAUUCACAAUAAAUGUGGCAUUUUGCCUUUCCCCCUUUAAUAAGAUCCUGAUGGUUUUUAUUUUAUUGGUAUAACACUUAUAACUAGAGCUGGGCAGGAAAUGAUUUUUCCAUCCUGCAAAAAUUAGAGAUAGCAAAUACAUUUUCCCAUCCUGAGUUGGAAUAAGACUAAAUCUCAAAUAUUUUCGCAAACUGAAAAUCUGAAAAAAUAUCGGUUCAGGUCAAUCAUGUUCAAUUUCAAUUCUGACCUUUUCAAAAUCCUUUUUUUUGGGGGGGUGGGGGGUUGGGGGGGAAGGAGGGGUGUCUAAAUUUACUAAAAUUUUUAAACAAAAAGUUUUUGAGACUUAAACCUCCCCAAACUUUUCAUUUGGUAACUGUCAAAAUGGGACACUAUUGAAACAUUUGUUCCCAGUCAUUUUCUGAGUCAGGAGAUCUGUCAAAACUGGCCCUGUUUUGCAACCAGUUUUUAUUGUGACAAAUCAAUAUUUUGGGGGGGAAAGAUGGUUCAUUGAAAAAUUCCUGACAAGCUCUACUUUUAAUUUUCUCUCUCUCUCUCUCUCUUCAUGCAUCUGACGUAGUGGAUAUUCACCCACGAAAGCUUAUGCUCCAAUACAUCUGUUAGUCUAUAAGGUGCCACAGGACUCUUUGCCUCUCUCUCUCUCUUGACAUUUACAGAGUGACCUUGUCACUGCUCGGUUCAUACUGUGCUGAUGCAAACUGGGAGCACACAUGUCUGUGGUCACAUCAGGUGAUGCCAGGUCAUGGGAAGUCUAGUUUUCUAUGUUUAACAAAAAGCAACUUUGACACAACACAUGAACUGACUAGUCUGAGCUUGGGAUAUUUCUACAGAUAGUUUCACAUUUUCACUUUCAUUUCUGUGCUACUGCAAAGCUGGAAAAAAUACCCAAAGUUUCGUUUCCUAGUCAUGCCCCUUUUCUUUUAUCUCAAUUACAUUGCAUGACAGCAUGAGAAAUCAGAGGCCUUGUCUACUAAUAAUUGCUGCUAGCAAUAAUUAGUAGAGCUAGAGCUCUUUGUAAAGUCUAUCUUUGUGGGUGUUUGCAUAGUGCAUUGGGAUUGGAUUUAAAGUCCUUAUUUUUUCUUUCAGAAUGCAAUUCUACUUCUGAAUAGGUUGAAAAAGAUAACACUAUCCCCUACAUUUGUGUAGCUAUUCGCUAGCAUUCAAAACAAAUCUUUGAAAAAAUUUAAGGUCACCUGUUAAAAAGCUGCCAUAAAAAUAUUCUGUAACAGUUUUUUGAAAUGACUGUUAAAGACCUCUUCUUGCUGCUAUAGAAAUCAAUAGCAAAAUAUCAAUUGACCUCAGUAGUAGCAGGGUGGGGCCUUUAUUAUUCACAAGUUUAUUGUGAGGACAUACAUCGGCUGAGUUUAGCAAGUCUAGAUAUUGGCCCAGAUCCUGCUUACUUAUUCAUACAAGUUGGUUUCAGUGGGAAUAUUUUUGUAAGUCAGCAGGAUUUGUCCAGGGAUGCCAUUCAGGGCUUCUCUUCAUGGCAAGUUGCUGUGUGGCAAGCCACGGUGUGAAUCUACCGUAAUAUCCCAUGUGGUCACCGCUACAGUGCUGUGAAAGUCCUGGAGCGCGGCUUGGUAUACUAUGACUUGAAAGCUUAGUAUGUCAAGCUCCACUCUGGGACUUUCAGUGCACUGUGGCUGGGCCCACAUGGGAUGUCACUGUGUGACAAGCUCAUGCAAUGCAGAGCCACACCCUGGCUUGCCAUGUAGUAACUUGCCCUCUAGACAAGCCCUUAAUCACAGAAUCCUCGAAAUUAGGCUUGGAAAUGUCUUAUUAUAUCAUUUAAUCCAUACCCCUGCCUAUACAGGCUGCUUCCCUACAGUAGAUUUCCUAGCUUUAUCCAAUCUUUUAACUGUCACAAGCAAUGAAGUUUCCGCUAUAUUCCUUAGGAGACUGUUCUAGGAUCCAUUAUAUGUUGUCAAGGCUGAUUCCCCACUCUGGCACUUCGAGUGCAGAAGGUGGGGGCCCGCAUGGACUCUAAAAAUUAAUACUGGCCACUCCAGGCUUGUAUUAAACUCCCAAGGUCACAGCUUUUUUCUGACCUUGGAUUGGUAGAUGCUGCCACAACCCAAGUGCAAAAACCCCUUUGAGAACCCAGGAAGGCGCACUUGGGAAUUCCUUCCUGUGGAGUACCCUUAAGCUCUUUCACACACCCUGCCCCCGGGAAGAGCUGAGAAAGAAAGACAAAGGAAAUCAGCUGUUGCCACCAGCUUAUUAAACAACAUGUGCACAAACCUCUUAGGGACACAAAAAUUAAUUCUGUUCUUUAAAAAGGUAAAUUUUAUUAAAAAACAAAAGAAAAAAUAUAUCUUGGAGUUUAGGCUAUUGCUAGAUUUAAAAAGAGCAACUACAAAGAUUAAGCAUCAAGGAUAGUUUCUUGAGGUCCAGCUUAAAGGUUACAAGCAAAACAAAAGCAUUUGGGGUUAGCACAGAGGAGUCCACAAGCCCUAAAGAAAUAAAAGGGAUAAACCUAAUUGUGUGACUAGACAUUUCCUGAUCUACUUACAUAUCUGGGGUUUUAAAUGAGUAGCUUCUACGUAUGAUCCUGAUGAUUUUUUCAUAUCUGGCCCCAAGCUUCUUAAGGAAUAGUUUUUUCUGUGCCCUCGCUCCUGGAGAACAACCACAGACUGACAAAAGAGGAGUCUUGUUUCAAUUUUUAAAAAGUUCUAAAGCUUUCCCAUUGGCUCUCCUGGCCAGGUGCCCAUUCACUUCUUUUAACUCUUUACAGGUAAAGCAAGUAGAGAAUAGCUACUAAGAGGGAUUUUAUAGCUAAUUGGCUGGCUGAGUCCAUAAAAGGGAGCUCCCCCACCCGCCCUUUCAUUUAUCACAUAUGUGAUUAGCAGGUAGUUCUUCCUGACAUUCAGACUAUAUUUGCCUUUCUCAGUUUCAUCUCAGUAUUCCUAGUUAUACCCAUUUCCGCCGCAUGCCACUUUAAGCACAUAAGCAGUCCCUGUUCUUUGCUGGACCGGGACUUUAAAAAGUAGCUGCCUGUCUUUAAAAGCCCUGCUUAUUGUUAAGCGCUGAUGUAAAGAGAUGCUCAGAGGAAGCCAUUUACAGUUCACAACAACACAUUUUUGUUAGUCCUAAAAAUCCUUCAAGAACUGUGCUACAUAUUUUUCAGCACACUCUCCUGUCACCUAAACUGCUGUUUACAUACACACAGAUAGAACAAUCCCAUAACUUUUAUAUGGAGAUUUCAGCAGCAAAAACCAGCCCUACUUAAAAUAACACCCUGGGUAAAUUCCAGAUUUUUAGCAUGUGGCAAGUGGAUUCAUGUUCAAAAAAUAACAAUGUGCACUCACAGACAAAUAUUCCUGCUACAAUGUGUAGAAGCCAACACUUCAUCAUGCAUUUUAAAAAGUGAAAUGUCCAAGGAAAUGAUUCUGAGACCAGAUAUUUUUUACAACUAAUAUCUACCUCAGCGGAAAAAAUAAAAAAUAAAAAGGAAUUAAAAGGGAAGUAUUGCCCCAUCUGAUCCUCCUUCCUUUUAUUUUAUUUGCCGCAUAACCACAGCUUCUCUGUUUGAAAAUGAAGAUUAAUGAUUAGCUUUGGUAAUUUCAUGUUAGUUCCUCGGCAGCUCAAGAGAAAAAUAGAUAUGAUAAUAAAAUCUACCAAAAAACAGAAAUAUACUAUAAUAAAUCCUUCAGAAUUAGAUGAUGUUUCCUGUGUUGCUUUGGUUACAUAAAGACUUUCUCAUCAGUACUUUAAAGGUACACCUACACUGCACACUCCUUCGGGUGCUGGGUACAUACACAGCUCUCCCUGCAUUUCCCAGCAUGGCUAUAAAUAGUAGUGUAGAUGGUGAGGCAGGGCUUAGGUGAGGAAAGACAUUUCUGAAACCUGUGGUAAUGUACCCUGCAUAGCUCUCUACUCGCCCAAGCAGUGCCUCCCAUGCAUAGGCACCGACUUCCUCUCUGCUGGGGGGUGCUUGACCCCCCCCUCUGCCCUUGGCCCACCCCCAGUCCACCCCUUCCUCCAAGUCCCCACCUCUGCCCUGCCUCUUCCCACCCCUGCUCUACACCCAGACCCACUCCAUCACUUUCCCCAAGCCCCCACCCCUGCCCUGUCUCUUCCUGCCCCCACUCCGCCCCUCCUGCCCCCAGCUCCACCCCUAGCCCACCUCUUCCCCGCCUCUUUCUGUGCAACCCCCAUGCUGCAGCUGGAGCAGGGUCUGCGCACCCCCCCACGCCUGCAGUUGGGGCCAGGACUGUGUUGGGGCCGGGACUGUGGCCGGGACGGGGCCAAGGCUUCUGCCAGAGUGAGGAGUGUUGCCACCACCAGGGCUGUGUCCCCCCCGAUGUUGGUGGGGCUCGGGCUGUCAGCCCCCCUGCCUCCCGUAGCAUGGCUCAGGCUGGUAAUCCCACCUCCCACCCCGACCAUGGGGUUCCAGCUGUCAUUUCUCCUCCCCAUCCCUCAGCCCUCCUUCCUGGUUGUUUUUAGUAAAAGUCACAAAUAGGUCACAGGCUCCCUUGAAUUUUUGUUUAUUGCCCGUUGUUGGAUCAUAUUAAAGAAGUUCUGAAUUAAAAUCACAAAUGAGUUUGAUUCCCCAUAGUUUAAAUUCCAGGGUUUUACUAAUUAAGAGGUCUCUUGGUUUUUGGUACUGUUUCUCUCCCUCUCUGUGAAACUUGCAAGCUGCUAAUUGUGUUAGUACAUCCUAAGACAGAGUCUGUUCUCAGAGCAAUUCUUUGUAACAACAACUACUCAUACAGAGAGAGACUCAAAGCAAUACUCUGUAACAACAGAAACAGCACCCAGAGACUCCCUGCCCUUUUGUUGUAUUCAUCUUGCUUUGUUAACAAUUGUGAUUAAAAUAGAGAUAGAGGAUGUAUGUGGAUGGAUGCUUGGUGUGCAUAAUAACUGAAUGAUCAGGGAGGUGUCAGCCAAAGAAUCCAGUGUCCAUCGGCUGAAGAAGGCGUCAAGUGGAAAUAACCAGAGGACCCCCCAGGGCAGACUGGAAUCCACCCAACAGCCUCAAGGAUGGGAGAACCAAAGAACAAGAUAACAUCUAGCAGCACGGAGCCGUCAGGAAUGUGCGAUCUGCUGAUUGAUUCAGCAACAGCAUGAUGAAGCAAUUCCCAUAGACUGGCAUAGGAAGAAAUUCCUAUAAAAAUGGACUCUAGAAAGUGAGAACUUUGGGGUCUGAUUCUGCAAACCAACUUCCAGAAGCAUCAGAUGAGCAUCUGAGAAGGCCCUGCUCCCUCCUCAUGUCCAGGAUACCUGGCCAGUGGCUUGGCAUGAGCAACUCUAAGGCUGGUAACUAUGAUAACAACCUUGCAGAACCUCUGUGUGUGUGUGUGUGUGUGUAUGAAUGAAUGUGUGAAUAAAUAUGAAAUUGAAUGGAAUGUUAUAGCUAUAACUAACUGCUUGCUAUGAUUCUUUCUGUAUUCACAAUAAAUGUGGCAUUUUGCCUUUCC
This is a messenger RNA of Chelonia mydas (Green sea turtle), 11122 nucleotides long. RefSeq names its product toll like receptor 8 (gene TLR8). Gene Ontology annotation, molecular function: pattern recognition receptor activity; protein binding. Bases 1 to 3381 code for a protein of 1126 amino acids. Lineage: Eukaryota; Metazoa; Chordata; Testudines; Cheloniidae. Gene Ontology annotation, biological process: canonical NF-kappaB signal transduction; defense response to virus; positive regulation of interleukin-6 production. Gene Ontology annotation, cellular component: plasma membrane. The record is from RefSeq and is a predicted model, not a curated record. The transcript is spliced from 2 exons.